Molecule: messenger RNA, 571 nt
Organism: Anoplophora glabripennis (Asian longhorned beetle)
Lineage: Eukaryota; Metazoa; Arthropoda; Insecta; Coleoptera; Cerambycidae
Gene: RpS16
Product: 40S ribosomal protein S16
Exons: 5
Coding region: 49-507 (152 amino acids)
Biological process (GO): translation; maturation of SSU-rRNA from tricistronic rRNA transcript (SSU-rRNA, 5.8S rRNA, LSU-rRNA)
Cellular component (GO): ribosome; cytosolic small ribosomal subunit
Molecular function (GO): structural constituent of ribosome; RNA binding
Source: RefSeq, a predicted model, not a curated record
GUCAUCUGUCAUGGUUGUUGGCGGCCAUUUCUUUUCCGGUUCGUAAAAAUGCAGGGACAACCUCAAAAGACGAAAAAGGAGCCCAUCCAUUCUGUCCAAGUUUUUGGCAGAAAAAAAUCCGCCACAGCUGUUGCCUAUUGCAAAAGAGGCAGAGGUGUACUUCGAGUAAAUGGAAGGCCUUUAAGCCAGGUGGAGCCAAAAAUGCUCCAAGACAAACUUCAGGAACCCAUACUACUUCUAGGCAAGGACAAAUUCUCGGCGGUGGACAUCAGAGUGCGGGUUAACGGCGGUGGUCAUGUUUCACAAAUCUAUGCCAUCAGACAGGCUAUUUCUAAGGCUUUGGUGGCGUACUAUCAAAAAUACGUUGACGAGGCAUCAAAGAAGGAACUAAAAGAUAUUUUAAUCCAGUACGAUCGUACUUUGUUGGUAGCCGAUCCUCGUCGCUGCGAACCUAAGAAGUUCGGCGGUCCAGGUGCCCGUGCUCGCUACCAGAAAUCAUACCGUUAAUUUAGGUUUAGUUGUGUGUUAUUGUAUUUAUACAGGUAUUUACAAUAAACACAUUUAUUUCUAA